AUGGAAAGCCACUGUGAUGAGACUAUUUAUCUCCUCGGGCGGAGUGAGGCCGAGACCACACGUCUGAAUAAACAACACCGCUUCCUGGUUGCAAUCUCCGGCGGCGAACUGAUCCAUCCAUCUAUUCCUAUUGAAGGAAUUACCGCUGUUGCCGACGUCGGUACUGGAACUGGAAUCUGGCUCGCAGACCUCGCCAAACGCCUCCCAAAUGCACCAUCAGUCUACAUGCACGGAUUCGACGUCUCAGACGCCCAAUUCCCACCCGAUAACACAAUAAUUGGACCCCAAGGUCGAAAGAUCCCAUUAAAUGUUCAAGACGGCUUGAAGCCAUACCCGGCAGAACACCUCGCUCGCUACGAUAUAGUCCACAUCCGACUAUUGACAGCAGGUCUACCGCAAGAUGGUUACGCCACCGUAUUGAAGAACGCCCGAGACCUGCUAAGUAACCCACCCCAUCUCAAUCCCGAAAAUGCCAUGGUUUAUCAAGACAAAAUACUAACGAAUAUAGAACCAACCGGUUGGAUCCAAUGGGAAGAGGUCGACCAUACCACGUUCUGCACAAACAAACUCCCCGAACACCCCGCAAUAACGAAACUACGCAAUGCCACCAUUGAUGCAAUGCUGAAACUAGGUCUGUGGCCAUUCGCGCCACAGCGCGUCUUCGAUGAGAUCUCGAAAGCGCGGUUUCAGAAUGUUCGGCGCGAAACGUACACUACUGUUGGGAAGGAGCAUUUGCAUGAGAUAGCGCCGAAGUGGGUUGCUAAUGUUAUGCGGGCGUUGGUCCCGCCUUCGAUGGUUGUCAAUGGACAGGCGAGGAAUGAGGAGGAGGGAAAGGCCAAGGUUGAGGUUUUGAUUCGACAGUUUGAGGAGCAUUGUGAGGAGGCGUUGCCGUUGGUCAAUUUUGGAGUCACAGUUGCGCAGAGGUGCGACUGA
Penicillium atrosanguineum is the source of this 933-nucleotide messenger RNA. RefSeq names its product putative LaeA-like methyltransferase. The record is from RefSeq and is a predicted model, not a curated record. The coding region runs from base 1 to 933 and encodes 310 amino acids. The transcript has 3 exons. NCBI's taxonomy places the organism in Eukaryota, Fungi, Ascomycota, Eurotiomycetes, Eurotiales, Aspergillaceae.